Messenger RNA from Monopterus albus (swamp eel), 1044 nucleotides. RefSeq names its product alpha-2-HS-glycoprotein 1 (gene ahsgb). The transcript is spliced from 7 exons. Bases 22 to 1044 code for a protein of 340 amino acids. Gene Ontology annotation, biological process: negative regulation of endopeptidase activity. Gene Ontology annotation, cellular component: extracellular region; blood microparticle; extracellular matrix. The record is from RefSeq and is a predicted model, not a curated record. Gene Ontology annotation, molecular function: cysteine-type endopeptidase inhibitor activity. Lineage: Eukaryota; Metazoa; Chordata; Actinopteri; Synbranchiformes; Synbranchidae.
UCUGCUCCGUCUUCAUACACUAUGAUGAGAUUACCCAUCCUGGCGCUGCUGUCGUCAGCAGUGCUGCUUUGUGGUGCUGCUCCAGCUUUGGAGCCGGUAACAUUCACUGACAAUAACAGCACUGCAGCAGCACGUCUGGCAAUGCAUCACAUCAAUGAGCAUCAUAACCAUGGCUACAAGUUUCAACUCAGUGAGACCCAGGGCUACAAAGCUGAAAAGGUUGACGAAGUCAAGUUGAUUGAGUUGCAGUUGAACCUUCUGGAGACAAGAUGCCAUGUUGUGAACCCCAAACACUUUGAGGACUGUGAAACCCGUAGUGAGGGGGAACGGGCGGUGAAGGCCAACUGCACCGUUAUGAUGACGGUAAAAAAUGGUGACGCCAAAGUCACCAAAUAUGAAUGCGACACACGACAAGCAAAAACCAACUUCGAGAUGGCGAUGAUCUGUCCUGACUGUCCUGUGCUGCUCGCACUCAACACCUCUGAAGGUCUCCAGUCUGCUAAUGAAGCUGUGAGAAAAAUCAACCAGAACACCACCAACAAGCACUACUACAUUCUGCAGGAAGUGGGGCGGAUACAAGCUGGGUACAUUCCGAUGAAAGGGAUGUACUACUAUGUUGAGUUUGCCAUUGUGGAGACUCAUUGUCCAAUGGGAUCCAGAAUUGUUCCUGAGGCAUGCAAGCCCCUUUGCCCUGAGAGAGCUCAUCAUGCUCUCUGCCAGUCAACAUAUUCCCGUGACGAAGGACUCGUGGCUUUUGAAUCCCUGGUGAGCCGGAACCUGUAUGUAGGCACUUUCAUCAUGGGGGCCAUCAUCGUCCUCAUGGACCCCCUUUCCGUGUGGGUGAUCAUGGGCAUCCUCCCCAUGCCGGCCAUGAACGCCCCCCAACCGAUCCCGGCCAGAGAGGACCCCCACCCCAUGUUCAAGAGCACCAUCCCCAUUCUGGCAAUGGAGGAUCACACCACCAUGCUGGAGGCAAAGGAACCUCACUUGGUCAAGAAAGGCCACACCCCUUUGAACCAUUUCAUUCCUGCCACAGAUUCCUGA